Messenger RNA from Loxodonta africana (African savanna elephant), 3692 nucleotides. RefSeq names its product threonyl-tRNA synthetase 3 (gene TARS3). Gene Ontology annotation, cellular component: cytoplasm. Bases 35 to 2452 code for a protein of 805 amino acids. Gene Ontology annotation, biological process: threonyl-tRNA aminoacylation. The record is from RefSeq and is a predicted model, not a curated record. Gene Ontology annotation, molecular function: ATP binding; threonine-tRNA ligase activity. NCBI's taxonomy places the organism in Eukaryota, Metazoa, Chordata, Mammalia, Proboscidea, Elephantidae. The transcript has 19 exons.
AGCGCGGUGACCGGGCCUGAGGGAGGCGGGCGCCAUGACGGCCGAGACCUUAGCGGCGGAGGCCGUGGCCUCGCGUCUGGCGCGGCAGGAGGAGGACAUCCGCUGGCUGUGGGCGGAGGUGCAGCGCCUGAGGGACGAGCAGCUGGACGCGCCCGAGCAGUGCCCGGGCGAGGGGCCGUACCUCACACCGGAGGUGGCGCAGCUCCGGGCCGAGAACCGCGACCUGCGCCACCGCCUGUACCGCCUGCGGCUGUGCCUGGCCGACGAGCUGAACCGCCGGGCGGAGGUGGAGAGCGUUGUCCCGGCGGCGGCGCCGGAGAGCGAGCAGGCGGGGCCGGGCGCGCAGCUUUCUAGUCGUCAAAGCCAAGAAACGGACGCUAAAAAGAAGGCGGAAAUUGGGCCCAAUACUGAGGUGAUAAAGCAACCGGGUUUCAUUGAAGAAAGAUUGAAGCUGUUUGAAAUAUUGAAUAAAGAUCAUCAGCUCUUACUUGCCAUUUGUGAAAAAAAGGAGAGUACAAGCAACAGGAUCACAGUAAGCAUGGCUGAUGGGAAAACAGUGGAAGGGCAAGUUUGGAAAACAACCCCUUAUCAAGUGGCCACCGAGAUCAGUCAAGAACUGGCUGAAAACACAGUGAUCGCCAAAGUAAAUGGAGAAUUAUGGGACUUGGACCGCCCACUGGAAGGAGAUUCUACCCUAGAGCUGCUGAUGUUUGAUAAUGAGGAAGCCCAAGCUGUGUACUGGCACUCCAGUGCCCAUGUUCUCGGGGAGGCCAUGGAAUUGUACUAUGGAGGCCACUUGUGCUAUGGUCCACCCAUUGAAAAUGGAUUUUAUUAUGACAUGUUCAUUGGAGACAGAGCAGUGUCCAGCACAGAGUUGUCAGCCCUGGAGAACAUAUGCAGAGCUAUCAUAAAAGAAAAGCAGCCUUUUGAAAAAUUAGAAGUCGCCAAGGAGACCCUCCUGGAAAUGUUCAAGUACAAUAAAUUUAAAUGCCGCAUCCUGAAUGAGAAGGUGAACACUCCAACAACCACAGUUUACAGAUGCGGUCCACUAAUUGACCUUUGUAAAGGUCCACAUGUAAGACACACUGGAAUAAUUAAAACCAUAAAAAUUUUCAAGAAUUCCUCAACAUACUGGGACGGCAAUCCUGAAAUGGAAACAUUGCAGAGGAUCUAUGGUAUAUCCUUUCCUGAUAACAAGAUGAUGAAAACCUGGGAAAAGUUCCAAGAGGAAGCUAAGAACCGAGAUCACAGGAAAAUUGGGAAGGAACAAGAGCUUUUCUUUUUUCAUGAUCUGAGUCCUGGAAGCUGUUUUUUUCUUCCCAGAGGAGCCUUCAUUUACAAUACACUUACGGAUUUCAUACGAGAGGAAUAUCAUAAACGGAACUUCACAGAAGUGCUCUCUCCCAACAUGUACAACAGUAAGCUCUGGGAAGCCUCGGGCCACUGGCAGCAUUACAGCGAGAACAUGUUUACCUUUGAUAUUGAAAAGGACACUUUUGCCCUUAAACCCAUGAAUUGUCCAGGGCACUGUCUAAUGUUUGCCCAUCGUCCACGAUCUUGGAGGGAAAUGCCUAUUAGGUAUGCUGAUUUUGGAGUUCUUCAUAGAAAUGAACUGUCAGGAACUUUAAGUGGCUUGACCCGAGUCAGGCGCUUCCAGCAGGAUGACGCGCACAUCUUCUGCACAGUGGAGCAGAUUGAAGAAGAAAUAAAGGGGUCUUUGCAGUUUUUGCAAUCUGUUUACUCAACAUUUGGCUUUACCUUUCAAUUAAAUCUGUCCACAAGGCCAGAAAACUUCCUAGGACAGAUUGAAAUGUGGGAUCAAGCUGAAAAGCAACUGCAGAACAGUUUGAUGGAAUUUGGAGAACCGUGGAAGAUGAAUCCAGGAGAUGGAGCAUUUUAUGGCCCUAAAAUUGAUAUAAACAUCAAGGAUGCCAUUGGCAGAUACCAUCAAUGUGCUACAAUUCAGCUGGACUUCCAACUACCUAUUAGAUUUAAUCUUACCUAUGUUAGUCAAGAUGGGGAUGAUAAGAAGAGACCUGUGAUCAUACAUCGAGCCAUUUUGGGAUCAGUGGAAAGAAUGAUAGCUAUUCUUUCAGAAAACUAUGGGGGUAAAUGGCCUUUCUGGCUGUCUCCUCGUCAGGUAAUGGUCAUCCCUGUGGGGCCAACUUGUGAAAAAUACGCACUUCAGGUAUCCAGUGAAUUUUUUGAAGAAGGAUUUAUGGCUGACGUUGAUUUAGAUGAUAGUUGUACACUAAAUAAGAAAAUACGAAAUGCGCAGCUGGCUCAGUAUAAUUUUAUUUUGGUGGUUGGAGAAAAGGAAAAGAUGAAUAAUGCUGUAAAUGUUCGAACGAGAGACAACAAAAUUCAUGGAGAGAUUUCAGCAACUUCUGCCAUGGAUAAAUUGAAGAAUCUCAAGAACUCACGUACACUGAAUGCAGAGGAAGACUUCUGAAGUCCUUUCCUUGUACUCACUUCUGUAGAACUUGUUUUGACCCUUGAAAAUGCAUUUUUCUUAACCAUUUAACCUGUUAGUACUUCUAAGAACUUUAGGCUCACUGAUGGGCACGGUGAAGACAGGAGACAGUGAAUGAGUAGCUGAUAUGAACCAACUGUUUAAUUCACUGAUGUGCUCUGAGGACAAUUCAGGAGGACAAGCUUGGGACAUUUUCAAGAAAUCAAUGUCUUGAGAGACUGAAAUAGGAAAAUGUUAUCAUUGAAAGGGGGAAAUACUAGGAAAUGAGGAUUAUGUUAUUGCUAAUAUUUAUGAUUUUCAAAAGACAGGCUUCAAAUAAAAAUCUGCAAAGUUGUUUUGAAUAUGGGGGAAAAAUCUUAUUUUCUAAUAACAUUAUGUCUCAGGUAUUUUUAUGGUUGUUUUUACAAAAACUCACACUGUAAACUUUAUCUCCCAAAUUGGAAUCAUUGCUUGAUUUGUUUUAACUAACCAACAACCACAAAGAAGCUAGUACUAAGUAUUGGAUUACUGACAAAGAGCUCUAAACAUCAAAGAAAUUCAGUGUUGUGGAAUCUACUGUUGUUUGCACUGUAGCUUAUGAGUUGCUGUUUUAAUGCUUCUAAUUCAUAAUUGAGCCUUGUUCAUCUUUAGAAAAAAUAUAUUCCCAAAUAAAAUGCAUCAUAUGGCACUUCCAAUGAUUCAGCUUUGGGCUUAUACCACAAUAAGCUGCUCACCUAGACUUAAAUUACCUUUUUUGAUGGAAUGAUAAUCUACUAUUUAUAGACUCAGAUGAAUUUCAGAUUUUAACUGUGAAAAGAAGAAUACCUUAAUUAAAAAGCCUUUAUGUCAAUAGAGAAUUUAGCUACCAAUCAAGAAGUAUUUAUUUGGUUAGGUACUGUGGCAUUCAAAAUAAAUUCAAGACAUGCUCUCUCCUUCAACACACAUAGUUAGCUUCCUGAAAUAAAUGGACAGUGAAAACAGUUGGUAAACAAAAUAGUAUUAUAUAUCAGAGCUGUACAGUGCUGUUGUUGUUAGGUGCCAGCGAGUCAAGUUUUCACUCAUGGUGACCUGAUGCAAAACUAACGGAACACUGCCUGGUCCUGAGCCAUCCUUACAGUUGUUGUUAUGCUUGAGCCCAUUGUUGCAGCCAUUGUGUCAAUCCACCUCGUUGAGGGUCUUCCUCUUUUCUGCUGACCCCGUACUUUAUCAAGCAUGAUGUCCUUCUCCAGGGACUGAUCCC